Alternaria atra is the source of this 3150-nucleotide messenger RNA. RefSeq lists its product as uncharacterized. NCBI's taxonomy places the organism in Eukaryota, Fungi, Ascomycota, Dothideomycetes, Pleosporales, Pleosporaceae. The coding region runs from base 1 to 3150 and encodes 1049 amino acids. The transcript has 4 exons. The record is from RefSeq and is a predicted model, not a curated record.
AUGGCGGAAGUGAUAGGUGCUACAGCCGCUGUUGUCCAGUUUGUGGAUGUGGCUCUCCGACUUUCAUCUUGUCUAGAACACUUUUGCUCAGAUGUGCGCAACGUGCCGCGUCGUUUUCUUCAACUGCAGACCGACCUACACCAGCAAAUCGAGAUUGCCCAGCACAUACAAAAUGAUCACGUACCUGGUUUUGCGACAACAGCAUCAUCGUUGGCGCUUGAUACACCUCUGCUUGAGUACAUUGGCCUUGCUGAGGAGUUGAACAAGACGCUGGGAGGACUGCUCGCUCGUAAGAACGAUGGAGUGCUGCAACGAGGUUGGAGUGGUAUCUGUUCCCUCCGCAAAAAGGAAGAGGUAGCACAUAUAUGUGAUCGACUUGAACAAAAGAGAAGUAUUCUCUCGUUGUGGUUGAAUGCAGCAAAUCACAAGCUCUCGUCAAAUACCGCGGCGACUACUGAUCAAAUUCAACUCGAGAUUGGGGAGACUUUGGCGCUUAUGAAGACAGUCGACAAGACCUCGAGGACAGCCGUACUAAGUACAGCACAGCUAUUACCUCACGUCGAACAGAUUGACCGAAACUUAUCAACCACUUCCGAAAGGACCGAACAAAUCAUACAAGACCUCCAACAGCUAAAGUCUCACUCGACGAGUCUCUUAAUAGACCGCGAUGCGCAUACAACAGCACAGGAAUUAAGCGGUCAGACAACAGCCAUGAUUCUCUCAAACACCGAGCAAAUACUUCGGGCCAUCGAACAGCUAGGUGUCGACUCAGACAGAGCCAAUCUAGGUACGAGGGAUAGUUUUGUCGUGGGCAAACUACGUGUCGACUCAUCAGACACACGGGUUCAGCGAAGCGCUCUGGAACCUACUCGUAGAUCUCAGAGAUGUAGGUGUCGAACCGUCAAUACUGCGCGCCGCUGGCAGCCGUUGUCUAUCCUUCAAUUCACCCGAACCUUCCGGACGCAACACUUCUCAUACUGCCCAGAUCAUCGGAUCUCGGAACAGAGCCUCGAGAUCACCAUGCAAAUUGUUCCUCCGUCUUGGCUUGUGUCUCGUACCAUUGAUAUUGGGACCCGAGUACGGAAUUGGUCAACCAUGAAUCCCUUCUCGAUUAGUCCAAUCGUGAUAGGUACAAGCAGGCUUGUUGAUUCAAGUAUUUCGCCUGCAUUUCGUGCGAUUGCGAACACCAAAGAGGAACUAUACAAGAACGGACAGCAUCAUAUAUUGAUUCCUCAGCUUCAAGUCACACUGCAAAAGCUUUUCAAUAGCAAAGAGGCUUCGGUUCUCGACACCGACGGCAAUGGGAACACCGUCUUGAAUAAGAUCAUUUGGCUAUUCACUGCCUUCCCUGGAAUCAUCUCGACGCCAGGGGAUGAAUACGUUGUCCUUGUUCAGUUCCUGUUGGAUAUGGGUGCCGAUCCGAACGUUUUGAGAGCUCCGACGCACGACGACAGCCUUCAGUAUCGAGGAGACUGCCAAGGCACCACAUGUGAUCAACUUGCAGGUCCUAUUGCAUGGAACCUCUCCCUCGUGGAGUGGGCUAGAACACCACAGGUUCUUGAAAUUUUUGAGCGGAUUACAGAUGCUGGCGGCCACUCUACGAGACCUUACGUGGAAAACAUAAUUCCGAGCUUCCGAUGCCUUCGCUUUCCUCUUGAGAUCAAGCAGUUAACGAUCUUCGAAGAUCAGAUUGAUAUUUUGGAUCUUGGGGAUCUUGUGCCGCUAAUCUUGCAACGAAAUGAGAAACAGUUCCGACGCAUUGUCCAAAAGACUAAGCUCUCGAGCCUGAAUCGUCGAUCUUCAGUGAAUGGCCUAGCUCCGAUUCAUUUUGCUGUUUUGUGGCCUGUAGGACUAAACCUGUUGGUAGACAGGGGUGUACAGGUGAACCCCGAAGACAGCCACGGUCGGCGGCCUAUACAUCUAGCCGUAACCCUGGGCAUUGCUGACUCCGUACGAUGCUUGCUCCGCGCAGAUUGCGGGCUCUUCAACCCCCCACACGACGAAAGCCUCUUGCAACAUGCAUUAAGAUUAGAAGAUACACAAAGAUCUCAAAUCUUGGAUCUGCUUAUUCCGGCGCUCAUUGAUCGUCAUACACGUCUCUUGGAUCUGGCCAACUCGCAUCUGCCGCCAGCCGUAUUCGUCAAGCUUGGUUUGACGUCCGGACAACUGCACGAACAAAAGGCGCCGUUCAUCAUCGAUAUGCUCUUAUCAUAUGGGAUCGAUGUCCCAGAGGCUUUGGAACUUGAUGGAGAAAGCUUCUAUAACUUCUCGGACAUGCAUGGUCAGAUAUGUCUAACGUCGGAAAUAGCAGAUGUUUUUUGGGCCGCCGGGUUUCGCGAAAUUGACACUCCUGACGAAUGCGGUGUGACGCCGUUUCUCCAAAGCUGGUUUUGCGCGAAUUUCGAGAUGGUUAAUUGGUUCACAGAAAGAGGCGUGCCAUUGCAAUCGAUACAUGAAGAUGCGCCUUUGACUGCUCUCCAUUUAUACGCCAAACGACUGGGGUAUCCCGGUGCUGUCUUCGCACAUAAAAUUGAUGUAAUACCUACAGACGAACGCUACAUGGAAGCAGUGCAAAAAGAGUUGGGCAUACCGUAUGAUGACUGCACAUGCGUAUGCUCCCCUAAAGGUUGCACACCCGUCAAGGUCAUAUCCGAUAGCAGACAGUACGGCAUUGGUUUGACCAAACUUCUUGUACGCAAAUGGAUGGAAAACGUAAAACCGCCUGAACCUCUAAGAGCGCAGUAUGUGUAUGAUUUCACACGGUGUCAACUGUUCAAUUACCUGGAUGGUGAACAUACUUGCUGCUAUCUCGAACAAAGGUGUUCGGUCGAAUAUUCCGAAUCCCCAAGAAAGCCAAUCGGAAACAAGUGGAUGAAAAGAGUCAUCGACAUCCACGAUGCCUAUAAAGAACAUGCCAAGUUCUGUCAGCUGGGGUUACCCUUGCCAAGAAGAGAGAGCCUACAAGUCCUGGAAGACCCGGAGAUCUUCGAAGCGACUUUAGAAUCUGCGAUGUCGCAUUACGACGAGAUGGAUCGGCUUGAUACAAUGCCAGCCGAGGAACAAGUGUUUGGGUAUAUCAACUGGCUUCUAGCGGAAGGACAUCUGGAUAUCGAAGUGAGUUAUGAGUGCGAGCACCCGGAGGACUGGUAG